AUGAGAGCCCAACAUUCCUUCCAAGCACUGUUUAGACUGCUGAUUGUGUGCAGGUGUUGUGUCCUCCCGGCUUGUGCUUUGUGGUUCAAUUUCUUGCGUGAUCAAGAUGAGGCUCCGUCGCCUAGUCCAUCACCUGCCGGUACUCCCUCCCCCUGUUCAACGUUGUGGUGCAAACUCUUUCGUGGUGGAGAAGAUGAGACUCCAUCGCCUACUCCAUCCCCUACCAGUUCUCCUUCCCCCUCUUCAAGGUUGUUGUUGAAUAUCUUUGCUGGUCAAGAUGAGACUUCGUCGCCAAGUCCCUCCCCUACCGGUACACCCUCCCCAACGCCACUCCCCUUGGCAACGUCAAGUCCAACAGAAUCAAAAGCUGAUCAGGGCGAUGACGAGAAAACGUCGACUGAAUCGCCCACAGCCUCAGCUUCGUUGAGGGGUACGUUUGCGUCAACCGACACUGCGACACAGACACUAAGUACCGAGACCGGCACCCCCACCGAGCUCUAUACAACAGCUCCUACGCAAGAAGAGGACGAUGCCUUCUAUACCAUCAUUGUGCUUUCAGAUGUGGAAAACAAUUGGCGAGGGCACAAUAUUGCUCGUUCACGGUAUAUCGUCCAAUACAUUCGGGACCUUUCAAAGCUCGACUUGUACUUUGAGGGUGACUUCAGCGAUCACAAAAUCGACCCUCAGCUGGUGAUCAAUACUGGAGACAUUAGCCAUUUUUGGUCCUGUCACAAUCCCAACUACUUGUACUCCUUUACAGGCAAUCCUGCUUGUCGAAGUCCUCACGAAGAGUUUCGUGACAUUUGGGGACAACUCUACAAGGCUGGAAUCCCAAUGAUUAGUUCCUAUGGCAACCAUGAUUGGAGGCCCCGUAUUGGCACGGGCAAUCCUUACCGUGGAACUCCGCGAAGACCGCGUGAUCCUGAAGCCGACAAUAUCAACCUGUGGAGUUCCGAGUUUGUACAAAUGUCAUAUGAGUUGGCCGCGGCAUGGGGAGAUCUCACAUUCAAGCAAAUACCUCCAGUAGGCGACAUUGGACAGUCCAUGUACACGAGCAACUUUCGGGGCUUGCAGAUAGCCAGUUUCAACUCCGCUCCGAACUGGCAAUCAUAUGAUGACAGGGGCAUCUACUCGGCGGAUGAACAGUUCCGCCGACUAUCAGAAACGUUGAACCGAACACAGCCGACGCUCUUCUUCAGUCACUUCCCACUCAGUUCGAAUAGGCUCGGCAAUCAGACACCCUCUGCCGAAACAGUUGUGAAAUUCAUUCAACAGUUUCCAGCGGGAACCCAUCAUUUUGCAGGGCACUACCACGCGGCAAGCAUUGAAAGAUACAACGGAUUUAACUCAUACAUCGUGCCCUACCCUCAUACGUGGGUGGGACGAGAACCCGGCUAUUUGGCACUCCUUGUUUCGAAACUCAAAAACAAAGUUGUUCAAGUCCAGGCAAUGACCAUACCUGGGUUGCAGGAUGGUACUUUGUGUUAUCUCCCGGGAGGCGUUAACUUUGCAAUGAACAUUCGUUAUUACAUGUCCCCCCAAAGUGGAAUCUUGUGGCGUCCGUGGGGAGAGCAUUUUGGCAACUUGUUUGGUGGGGCUCGUUCUGACAACGAUGCUGAGGCGUCGAAUGAGGAGGAGGAUGGGUGCGAUCGAUGCAAAGCUGGGAAGCAGUAUUGGUCACCCUCGCGUUUGGGAUGGAUCUGCGGGGAUCCACCAUCCGAGGCCAACAUAUUUGAAACCGACAGGAAUCAAGAUAUCUAUGACAGUCUGGAUGGAUCAGACUUUGCAGACGACCAAUUCUAG
Messenger RNA from Seminavis robusta, 1803 nucleotides. Lineage: Eukaryota; Bacillariophyta; Bacillariophyceae; Naviculales; Naviculaceae. The record is from the annotation of a GenBank genome assembly.